Molecule: messenger RNA, 4001 nt
Organism: Cryptococcus deneoformans JEC21
Lineage: Eukaryota; Fungi; Basidiomycota; Tremellomycetes; Tremellales; Cryptococcaceae
Exons: 10
Coding region: 1115-3937 (940 amino acids)
Source: RefSeq, a predicted model, not a curated record
UAUAGUCUAGUGGUUAUGACGUAACAUUGUGGCUGUUGAGGCGCCUGUUCGAUUCAGGCUAGGGACAUGCCUUUUUGAUGGGUUUUUUUUUCGGCAGACUCUUUUUCCGACGCGAGAGGAGCCAAACUGCUUUUUACGCUAUGACGGCGCCGAGGCGCUCGAUUUUGUUUUCUUUUCCAUUCGCUUCAUGCGUCUUUCAUUCUGCCUCGGGGACUUGAAGGAUAUCAUUUGCCUAGGCCAGAUUUACACUCUGCUCAUGUAGUAGGCAUGGGUAAGAGCAAUGGUUGGAGAUCCGACAAUAGUCUUGUUGGGUUUCAUUCGGACAUGAUCCGAUCGAGCGAUAUCUUUAUCUUUCGUUAUUCUUUUCUUCUGCUUUACGUUUACUCAAAAGCAGCAGCUCGGCCCACGAUCACACCAAGCGCAGACAACCCUUCUUAACAGUUUGGAUCUGACUGCGAUCCCGAACUCGACUGUUCCGAGGUCUUCCUGAGCGUUUUUAUCCAGCAGCAUUGGCUAGAGAGACAUAACUAUAAGGACAGGCGCGACGAUCGAAGCGGUGCCUGAACCUAUCAAGCUCAGCUAUCGAGUGAAGCAGUGGAUCACUGCAAUACCUCGGAUCUGGGGAUUAUUACUCACUUCUCACCAGUACGAAAUCAAUAUCAAACAAGAGGAGGACCAGAAUCUUACUUUACUGCUGAGCUUGAUAAGCUCACCAGACUGGAUUCAGCUAUGGACUAAUGAGCUAAUGCGCUCGGGAUAGAGAUGCCUCAGAACUAAGUUUACUCCACGAGCCAAGGUAGCCCACGAGAUUGAGUCGACGCGCCGCUUUCAUUGCUCACUACUGGAUCUUGUCUACCAUCUCAAGUGCAGCUGAACCCUAACGCAGCUCCCCGAUUUCCUGACACUAGCCAUGCUCAUUAUGACCUCUGUAGGGUUCACGCAUAAUGGAGGGAAGGAACGCGACUUGGUCAUGUUCCUCCUACGCGCGCCGAUCUUUUGGGGAGACUUCGUUUGACAGCACUCCGUGCAAUCGAUUAAUACCUCCCAAAUUCCUGUCCAAUUUCUCUUUGUUUUUUCAUCUUUCCAUAUCCCCAUCUUAUACUAACACAGCCGAAUGUCAAACUCGCAGAUUAUCAAGACAUCUGAGCGCCAAACCAGGAUUAACUGGUCGAAAGACCCGCAGCUUACCGUCAAGCUAUUGAAACUAAUUUCUCAUAAUCCUGCAUGGAAAAAAGCUUGCUUCGGCAAUAGAGACGCUGGCAUGACGCAUAUUUGGACUGUUUACAGAGACGUAGCGCUCCAAUUCUUCGCGGGCAGCGAGUGGAUGAAGGGUGCCAUUUCCAAGGGUCUCGUUGUUCAAGACGACCAAGGUAGAUUCAUUGCCACUAAUAAAUGGACGUCCCAGACCAACAAUCCCGUCCAAACUAGAAUCACUUCUUUGAAGAACUCUUUCAGAGAGAAUGAGUUUGAGACCAAGCAUCGGAUCCGCCGCUCGUGGAAGGAGUGGGAUGAUAUUCUUGAGAACGAUAGGCGUCAUCGUUUAAAGGCCAAGUUCCCGUAUUAUUUCCUUCUUUUGGAACUGAUGGUACCUCCGCCUUCCGAGGAUGAGGUUGAUGAGCUUGAAGACGACGAUGAUUACAGCAUCAUCCCGCCUCUAAAGAUAAAGGAAGAAGUCCAGGAGGAAAUUAACGAACUGGAAGAUGACGGUUGUCCCAUGUCCGGGGAAAAGUUCAAGGCGAAGAAACCUGAUUUAUCUACCGUCAACGGAGAUCGUUACACGCGGUACGAGGAGAAAGAAGAAGCCAUUGAAAAUUGCACCAACCUCUCUCAGGAUACCGAGCUUACCGGUACUGAGGAUGUCGAUGAGAUGACGCACGAAGAAAAUCAGCUCGAAAGUGAUCGUCGAAAAGAGCAAAUUGAUGAGGGGAUCGAUGAGCUGAAAGAUGACGAUGUCGAGUUUCAUAGUGAAACGGCGGAGAAAAAGACUGAUCCGGCAAUCCGUACCACAUCUCCUGAAACAGCUGAAGUGCCUUCUCACAAUCUUUCUCCUCAGUCAAGUCUAUCAUCCUCUUGCCCCCUCCCGGUAUUGUCAUCCGAAAAUAGUGUGUCCGUCCUUGACUCCUCACUGAUUGCGACCUCUCCUCCAACCGACAUCCAAACCUGCACUUUUCAAUCCAUAUCCUCUGCAUCUUCUUCCUCUGCCGCCAAGCAAACAAAUAUUAUCCAUGCUUCGCCAUCCGCGCCACUUCUAUCUUCGUCGGUUAGCAACGCAACAUCCUCCACGCCGAAAUGGCCAUUAUUUCGUCUCAAGCGCGUUGAUAGCUGGACACCUCCCAAACGCCCUCUUGCAUCAUCGCAUUCUACUACCGUCGCUAAGAAGACCAAACUCGAUCAGUCCAUUGAAGGACUGAAUUCAGGAAGAGAUCUUGUGGGUAUUCCAUCUGAGCCUUUAUCGGACGCCUCAUCCUCUGUGGAGAUUGCCAGAGUGCAGCCUGAAGUGGUAAACCCAAGUUCAGAUGCUUUAAGCACUCUUCAAAACAAUAUCCCUGCCCAUUCUCAGUCAUCACUUCAACCCCAUACUAAAACUGUCAUCGAUAUUCCUCCGAAGAAUGGCUUCCCUUCUCCUGCUGCUGGCUGUUCUACCUGGCAUUUUGUCCGGUUUACACGACAUGUCACUCCCAGUGUCCCCAUUGACCUGGUCAGUUCGAACCAGGAUUUAAAACAAGCUACAGAGGUCAAAACCCAUAGCGACACCUCCUCUUGCCUCGUUUCCCCUUCCUCGACGGAGGAGCGAAGCGCUCAACAAGCACGGGAUAAGAGCAAAGGAAAAGAACACAUCAAUGUUCGAGAAAGGAAGAAGCCUCGAAAUUUCCCCCAACAACAGCUUAGACCUAUACCCAGCGUCCCCAAAAGUAAGGAUCCCUUCCAUUUGAAUUGGGAUCCAAAGGAGCACGGGAUUUUAAGGCGGGAAGGACACUAUAAAGAUCUAGAUUUCCUAUUGCGCGAAAAGUCGCAGAACAAUAUCAGGGCAAUCAUAAAGUCCUCUGCGGCAGAUUACUUCCAUGCUCAGCCUGAAUAUGUUUAUGAAGAGUGCUCAAACGGUUGGAAAGCUUUGAGAUGUAGGAGUCAUCGACAGCGAUAUCGUAUACGAUGCAGAGUGGAGCUUUUAUCGUAUUACCUGAAAGAAAAUGACCAAAUCCACUACUACUCCAAAAAUACUAAGUUGAACGUAAUGGAGGGAUAUUUCAUGUACAUAACAUAUCGCUUCAAAGACGACCCUAUCCUAGCGCGGUUGGCUAAAACUGCUGCAUAUGCUGGAGCUAAAGUGUACAUGUGCAGAACGCCCUAUGACCACGAGAAGCUUUAUGCUGAAUAUGCUUCCAAGAAUAAGCAUUUACCUGUACAAAAGAUAGAAGUUAUUGGCUUGGUUGACGAGAAACAGCCAUACCUUCCUCAACCGGUUCGGGGUACAGAACGUUGGAACAUAUUACAGUUUGGACUUGCACUCCUUGGUGCAAUUGAGCAACAUUUUGGUUUAUUUAAGGAUACAGCAGACAUAUGUAUUCGACACCCCUCCAGAUGCGGAGAGAAGAUGGCUGUCUUCAUUGACCGCGAUACGGUAUCGACAUCCAUUUUUAACCAGCUGCAGCGUAUUUUCUGCAGCGAGUCCAUCGCAAGAAUGGAUUCGCUUCAGGAACUGCAGCAAUGCGACGGUCCGUACAACGAAUUUUUCUUCAUAACGAAUGACGCUCGAGCGUUCAACGGAAUUGGUGUGCCGGGUCUUGUGUCCCGUCAGGUCAAGGUGAAGCGACCAAUCCAGUUCGUUGAAAUUUACCGCAUCUAUCGGAACCGAGAACGGUCUCGACAGGAGGCCGCGAAACGGGAUGGAGGCUGGAGAGCACAUCAUGAGUUGCGAGGCGACAGGCAGAUUGAAUAGAUGGAGCUCCAGAUUGGUCGUCGGAAAUACUCAAAGAAAAUGAAGAUCUAUGUAUUCUAUCCGG